AUGACAACAUUCACUUGGGUUAAAGCACAAGAAAUUUCAGACGACCUGGCACCUGUCGAUAAAACACACGAAAAGCGUCUUCUCGCCAAUGCUUUCCCCGAAAAGCCUACCCAGCAAGAUUUUAAAGUAACCACUCUAGUUUUGAUAGCUACUAUUGACGGAAGCUUGCAUUGCGUUAAUAGAAAAACUGGUAAAAUCUUGUGGUCGAAAGACCAUGCAGCCGGAGGACCAUUAGUUAAAUCACUCCGAAAAGAGGAGCAGGCUACUCAACAGGAGGAAGACGAAUAUGGGUCGGAUGCGGUUUCUGACAAAUCGGAGAGUGAAAAUGCUUUGUCAAAUGAUGUAGAAGAACCAGUCGACUCGGUUCGUGAAGAUGUCGAUGGUGAGCCCGACGAUGAUAAAUUUAAAUUCAUAGUUGAACCAAUUAAUAAGGGAACACUAUAUUUGUAUUCUCGCGGUACGGGAUUGCAGAAAUUUCCAUGGACAAUACAAUCGCUUGUUGAGGCUUCCCCGCGCCGCUCUGAAACCGGGCAAGUCUUCGUUGGGAGCAAAAAGUCUAAAUUUUUUGCGAUUGACCCUCGAAAUGGCGACUUUCUUCAAUCUAUUGAUAGCGACGGAGAGUGUUUCGCUCCCAAAGUGCUGCCAGCAGAUAUUUUAUACAUUGGGAAGAACGAAUACACACUUAAGAUACACAACAGAGGAAGCACUAAGCCAGCUCUGGAUGUAAUUUUCAACGAAUUUGUCCCAAGUAAUUCCGAUGAGCUAAACUAUGAAUCUCCAUAUUACAUUGCCUCGGCUCACGACGAUGAAGUACGUGCUACAGACGUCACCAGCGGCACGACCAUGUGGUCUAGAAAAUUUCCGUCUACAGCGAUUGCUAUAUUCGACAUUGUCCAAGGAGAGGAUCUUUCUGGUCCGCUCUAUGUAGUCAGCCAGCCCAAGUUACCCAAUAGCCAAAAUGACAAUCUCGACCCAACUUUGUCGACUUAUAUAGGAUUCCGAGAAGGUACUUACUUUGCAAUGUCCGGCGAUAAUUAUCCGAUGAUUCUACAUGGAAAUUGGGCAAAAGUUAACCCGCCUCCUGUUGCUGAUUAUCCGUUUUAUUCUGUGGCUGGUACUGACGAUGAUAGUGAAGAGUCAUGCUAUUUGAAACCUGCAAGCUAUCCUCACUGUUUGAUCGGAAAACAUACAAUAUCUCAACAACAACGACUUAUUUCAUCAUCUUCUGAAAACAAAGCUGACAUUGUUUCUGAGGAUGCUCCAUCAUCUGGCAGUCCCGAUGAGACUCGAUACUCUAGGCUUUACAUAGGACUUUCCUGGUUAGUUGUUAUAGUAAUUGGGAUAUGGACGUGGACGCAGUAUGGUGGGCAAAAGUUUAGAAAAAAGCAGAUAUUUCCUAAAUCAACAAAUAUGAAGAAGGGCACACCCACCAAAAAAAAGAGGAAAAAUUCUACGACAAACAAAAAGGUUUCUUUUGAUGUUACUGAGAAUGUAUCGCCCACGACCGCUGUUCAGACGUCCAUUAUCAACGACUCCACAGUUUCUUCUAGAGGCACGGAAACAAUUCGUGAAGUAGAACUCAGUAAACUUGUAGUAUCAGAAGAUAUCGGCAUAGGUAGAGGAAGUCAUGGGACAGUAGUAUACAAAGGAACAUUUGGGGGUCGUGAGGUUGCGGUUAAGCGUCUUCUUACCGAUUUCUAUGACAUAGUAGAUCGUGAAGUAUCAUUAUUAGAGAAACACGAUUUUCAUCCUAAUGUAAUACGCUACCACUGCAUGGAAAAGAGAGAGCAGUUUUACUACAUUGCUCUUGAGCUCUGUGAUGCAUCACUCUACGAGGUUAUCGAACGGCGGGCUGCUAUUCAGAAUCCUGAAUUGCUUACAGCUUUUGCGUCUGUUAAACCUCAGACCCUUCUCUACCAAAUUAUCUGUGGCUUGAAUUACUUGCACGCAAUGAAGAUCGUGCAUAGGGACAUCAAGCCACAGAAUAUUUUAAUAGCACUAACGAGAGGGGGUAAUACAUCUAUCCAAGCGAAGAUAUCUGAUUUUGGUCUAAGCAAGAAGAUAGAGGGAGUUGGCAGUAGCCUUCCUGGGACAAGCAGCGGUGGGGGAACUGUUGGUUGGAGAGCACCAGAAUUGUUGCCGCAAUCAACAUUUGAUAAUUACACAAACGAUAGUUUGUCAUCGUCAUACACAGAUGAAUUCAGUGAUGAGCAGCCACGGAGAUUUACCAGAGCAAUUGACAUAUUCUCUGCUGGAUGCUUGUUUUACUAUGUGUUAUCAAAUGGAGGACAUCCGUUUGGUAACAUUAUUUCUAGAGAAGCUAAUAUUUUAAGUAAUACAUAUAAAAUAGAAAAUUUGGAGGCUGAAGCCAAAGAUCUGAUUGAGCGGAUGAUAAGCAAUGAUCCGUCGAAAAGGCCGAAGGUGGAUAGUAUCAUGGUGCAUCCUUACUUCUGGUCUCCCACAAAACGUCUUGCAUUCUUACAAGAUGCUUCAGAUAGAUUUGAAAAGGAAGGACGCGAUCCGCCGUCCGAAUUACUUAAACGUCUCGAGUUAGGGGCUCGUGCAAUAACUGGGACAGAUUGGCAUUUUUUCCUUGAUGAGGUAAUCAACGAGAAUCUUAGAAAACAUAGAUCGUACGAUGGUAUUAAGAUUAGAGAUUUAUUGCGUGCUUUGCGAAAUAAGAAAAACCAUUACCAGGAUGAUGAUGAAAAGGUAAAACGUGCGUUAGGCGACCUUCCUGAUGGUUUCUUGAAUUAUUUCACUUCUCGGUUUCCCGGACUCCUUUUACAUGUAUAUAAUGCUAUUGCUGAGAAUGAUGCUUUGAAAAAUGAGAGUGUAUUUAGACAAUAUUUUAGUUCCGAAGAGCAUAAUAACUGA
Paraglomus brasilianum is the source of this 2877-nucleotide messenger RNA. The record is from the annotation of a GenBank genome assembly. NCBI's taxonomy places the organism in Eukaryota, Fungi, Glomeromycota, Glomeromycetes, Paraglomerales, Paraglomeraceae.